UGGCGCAGCGUUAUUACGUCACGCGGUGGCGCGCCUUGUUGAUGAUUUUGCUGUAAAUGUUGUUACUGUUAGUCUUAACAUGUUGCAUUAACGUUACUUCUAACUUACUGGUGGUUUGAAUAUAAGAAAAGGCAACAAAAGGCAGUAAAAUGUGGAUACUGACACCCCUGGAGCCUGGAGGUGAGACCCACUAUCUCUGCUCCAGCAAAGAGUACGUGGUGGGCCGCAAGAACUGUGAAAUCCUCCUACCCAACGACCAGUCCAUCAGCAGGGCUCACGCUCAUCUGACUGCUACUGACCAGACCUUGACUCUAAAGGACAACUCCAAGUAUGGUUCAUUUGUCAACGGGCAGCGUGUGACAGAGAACACAUCAGUGAACCUGAAGUCAGGAGACAGUGUGACAUUUGGGGUUUUUCACAGCAAAUUCAGUGUGGACCAUCAGAAGCCAGUGGUGUGUACGUCAUGUUUGGACAAUGAUGGCAAGGCGUCGCUCUCUCAGGCCCUGUUGGCUUUGGGUGGAAAGCUGGUCAACACCUGGACUCAGGACUGCACCCACCUGGCCAUGCUCUCUGCUAAAGUCACCAUCAAGACUAUUUCCGCUCUGCUGUGCUGUCGUCCCAUCGUGAAGCCAGAGUUCUUCUUCGAGCUCAGCAGAGCUGCUCAGCAACAAUUGCCCCUUCCUAAAGCUGAAAGUUUCAUCCCUGAGAUUGAUGAACCCAGCUUGAGUAAAGAGGACGUUAACCUUGGAGUGGUUCCAGUUCGCAAACAGCUCUUCACCGGAAAGACCUUCAUAUUCCUCAGUGCCAAACAACUGAAGCGCCUGAGUGCAGCCGUGAGUUUUGGAGGUGGCCGGUGCCAGCUGCUGGCGGUGGGCUCUCUGCCCCGAAACCUGCUGGAGUGUCAACAGAGCUGUGUGGUCGAUGUUACGACAGGCAGCUCCCAACCUCUGCUUCCUUCCUCUACUGCAGAUUGGGCACACUCUGUGAAGAAUAUUGUUCAAAGAAAAGGCCUCAGAGUCAUCACAGAGUCUGAAAUUGGUUUGGCCGCCAUCUAUGCUUCCUGUGACAAGUACUGCAAUCCAUGUAGUCUAACACCUGACUCAGAGUCAGCCCCAAAAGAGCAACCCAGAAUCCUGAGUGCUUCGCUGUCACAGAGCAUGGCAGUGGAGGAGACUGUGUUACCUGCAGCAUCUCAGAACAUCACAGCUUAUGCAGUCAACACAGAGCCAUCACAAGGGACGGAGCUAUUUAAAGGAACAACGGUGAUGUCAGUAGGGGAGACUCCUGAGAGGAAGCAAAACCAGAAGGGCAGUGAGCUCCAUGGAUCCAAACCUGUAGCUCCGAAGACGACCUCUCAGUGCAUCGUGGCUGAUACGAUGAGCUCGUCGUUCAACACUGUAGAGGACACGGCCUCACAGAGGAAGAAGCCUGAGUUCAAACCGAGAGUUUCAGGUGCAGGCAGUAGUGGCAUUAGGUCCAAGCCAUCCCCUCCCAGGACUAAUGGUGGCACAAAGACAGUCCUACAGAAGCAAUCUCCUCAGAAACAGAACAUCUCUGCACAAGCUUCCCCACAGAAGCAAUCGACUCUGACCAAUUUCUUUACCAAGAAAAGGCCUUUGGAGGACAAGCUCAUCGCUGCCAUGUCAGAGCCAAAACGGCCUUUACUGGAAUCAUCCCUCAGCAUCCGGGCACCAAACACUUCAUCCACGUCUGAAGAAAUGUCUUCCUGUUCAGACAGAGACCCUGAGACAGCUGAUCUGUUUGUACCACGGUUAAAGGCUCAGCAGGAGCCACGGAGUAGAAAGAGGAAGGAGAUGGAAGCGGAGAUACAGAUGGAUGAACUGGAGUUUAUUAUGUCUGAGGAUAUGGACUGCUUUGAUGAGCAACCCUCGGGUAAUGAAGGCCAGCAAGCACCGCUAAUAAUGAGCAGUUCCACCGAACAGCAACGAGGUUUAAAGACAGUGGAGGCUGCGUCUUCAAGCAAGAGGCAGCGGGUGGUCAAAGAGUCCAGUUCCCAUAAGAACCAAACGACUGACCAGCAUAUCGUCUCCAUCAAGACAGAGCCGGUUCAGCCUGUUGAAUACAAGACAACUAAUCACAAGUCCAGCAAACCUCCAAAAGUGUCACCUGCCAAUACUAGUACAGACAUAACGCCUUUUGAAGAUAACGAGGCGUCUUUCAUUGAGCAGGAUUCAGAACUACUCAAAGCAGAUAUUUGCCAGCCUGCAGAAGAGACUAAGAAACCGGUUACAAUCAAACAGGAGGUCCAAGAGUCAAAGAUUGAUGAAGACCUUCCUAAAAAGCUGGUUUUAGUGGAGUUUAGAUCUCUCACUGUGAGUGCACCUCCCAAAACCAAACCACAGAGGAUGCAGAACAUAUACGCUAAGAACUUCAAAUGCUUCCGCAAGGUCGGCGUGUCAGGUGCAGCGGUCUCAGCCCACAUCAUCGGAGGGUCUGAUCUGCUGGUUCACAACAGGGGCAAAAACACUGACCUGGAUGAAUGGCUGAAAGAUGCAGCUAUGGAGGAGCGUCAGAGCAAACGGGACGAGAGUGCUGGAGAUGACCUCUUUCGGUACAACCCCACCAAACUAACCAGGAGAAGAUGAAAUGCCUUCAUCUUAAUGUCCUACAGAGGGCAUUCAUUUCAAAGGCACAGGAAGUAUGUCAAACUCCAUCAACAGCCCAGAAAUAGUUCAACAGAUAAUUCCUAAUAUCUGUAUUUCAGCUGUACUUGCUUUAGAACUGCUAGAUCAGAAAUGUUUUGUCAAUGUUUUACUAUUGCUGUUCUUCUUGUGCUUUCUAUGUAUAAAAGUCACAAAUUAAACCACUGACAGCCAGCAUUGUAACAAAACA
Messenger RNA from Cottoperca gobio, 2853 nucleotides. It is a transcript of the gene nbn, whose product is annotated as nibrin. Gene Ontology annotation, molecular function: protein binding; damaged DNA binding. NCBI's taxonomy places the organism in Eukaryota, Metazoa, Chordata, Actinopteri, Perciformes, Bovichtidae. Gene Ontology annotation, biological process: telomere maintenance; mitotic G2 DNA damage checkpoint signaling; double-strand break repair via homologous recombination. The transcript has 17 exons. The record is from RefSeq and is a predicted model, not a curated record. The coding region runs from base 150 to 2606 and encodes 818 amino acids. Gene Ontology annotation, cellular component: Mre11 complex; nucleus.